This is a messenger RNA of Eimeria maxima, 480 nucleotides long. RefSeq lists its product as hypothetical. The transcript is spliced from 6 exons. NCBI's taxonomy places the organism in Eukaryota, Apicomplexa, Conoidasida, Eucoccidiorida, Eimeriidae. The record is from RefSeq and is a predicted model, not a curated record. Bases 1 to 480 code for a protein of 159 amino acids.
AUGAGAGUAUUACGUUUAUCUGCAUAUUUAUUGUCUGGUGGUUCUGCAAAACCUCAUUGGUCUCAACUCGUCGCCCUCUCCUCGUUCUUCGCUACUUCGAUGUUUAUUACCAGCUAUUAUAACGACACCUACCAGAAGAUUGUUGAUCUGACAUCUUUAUUAGAGUACUAUGCAGCUAGGGUUUUAGAUGAGGAAGGGUUUUGGUCAACAAAGGAGAAAGAAAGAGAGAAACGUUUGCUGCUGCUGCAGCAGCAGCAGCAGCGACUAGAGUCUUGUUGGUCUGCUGCACUUGCUGCAGCAACAGAAGCAAAAGAUUUUAAUAGUUUGAAAGGGCCCCUUCGUGCCUUCUCUUUAUCUUUUACCUCCAAUAACCUCUCGGGUAAUUGGGGAGAUUAUGUUAACAGGCAAGAUAACAAGAACGCCAUCAUGAGGCCUUCGCGCCCGAUGUUUACGGAUGUGUUUAUUCCUCCUACUAAAUAA